Molecule: messenger RNA, 2172 nt
Organism: Haliaeetus leucocephalus (bald eagle)
Lineage: Eukaryota; Metazoa; Chordata; Aves; Accipitriformes; Accipitridae
Gene: PAIP1
Product: poly(A) binding protein interacting protein 1
Exons: 13
Coding region: 411-1709 (432 amino acids)
Biological process (GO): regulation of translational initiation
Molecular function (GO): RNA binding; translation activator activity; protein binding
Source: RefSeq, a predicted model, not a curated record
UGAGGGGCGGCCGGGCGGCUCCCCCAGGGGCGGCUUCAGCCGCCGGUCCUGCGCUCUUGCCCGGGGCCGCGGCUCUGGCGAGGGCUUUCCCGAGGGAAGCGGAGGUACCGCGGUCAGGGCCGAAGUCGUCGAAGCCGUUGGGGGAGCCCUGAGGUGUUGGGCGCUGGCAGCAGGCGGGCACGAGCAGCCGCUGGCGCCUUCGCCCCUCAGCCGUGGCGGGCCGCCAGUGACCGGGGCGAGGAGGCGAAGGUCGAGGCGGCCGGCUUGGGAGGAGACUUCCUGAAAGGCGGUUGUUUCACGUGGACAAACGCCGCAGCAGAUAGGUGUCUACACUUGGGAGGAGAAAUUGGGUUCCCAACCAAACACAGCUGUUCUCAUGCAAACUUCGGUAGUGCACCUGUAAUGAAAAGAUGGAUCUGGGAUCACAUUCCACACUAAAUGAACACCUCCAACAGACAGGAAUUCCAUCUGGAUCACAAGAUAAAGUUUCGGCUCCUGAUUCUGGACCAGCAAUGGCUGAACCUCGGGUUGCUGUGGCUCCUGUGGUAACAUCAAAGUUGUCUGUUAAAGCACCUGAGUUUUAUCCAUCAGGAUACAACCAGAACUUCAAUCAGAACUUCGCAUUCAUAUAUCUGCAGCACAAUUUGUGUGCACAUCAGGAGUGGGUGUUGAGCCUCAGUUUGGAUUCUUCCUUUGAAGAGAGAUAUGAUGGCUAUCUGACUUUGGCAGAAUAUGUACAAGACUUCCUGAAUCACCUCACCGAGCAACCAGGUUGUUUUGAAACUGAAAUAGAGCAGUUUGCCGAAACACUGAAUGGCUGGGUCACUGCAGAUGAAGCUUUACAAGAACUUGUUGAACUCAUCUAUCAGCAGGCCACAUCUGUCCCAAAUUUUUCCUACAUGGGAGCACGGUUGUGUAACUAUCUAUCUCACCAUCUAACCAUUAGCCCACAAAGUGGGAACUUCCGACAGUUGUUACUUCAAAGGUGUCGAACGGAGUAUGAAAACAGGGAUGAAGCUACCAGAGGAGAUGAGACUACUCGAAAACAAUUUCAUGCCUUUGUGUUGUUCUUAGCUGAACUUUACCUUAACCUAGAGAUUAAAGGAACAAAGGGACAGGUAAUGCGAGCAGAAAUUCUUCAAGAAGGCCUUCGGGAAUUACUAAAUGCACUCUUCUCUAAUCCUGUGGACAGUAAUUUGAUAUGUGCAGUGAAACUGCUGAAGUUGACAGGCUCAGUUUUAGAAGAUGCCUGGAAAGAAAAAGGAAAGAAUGAUAUGGAGGAAAUGAUUCAGAGAAUUGAAAAUGUUGUGUUGGAUGCAAACUGUAGCAGUGCUUCUCUUUAUUUCAGAGAUGUGAAACAUACGCUUCUGAAACUAGUAGAACUGCGAUCAAGUAACUGGGGUAGAGUUCAUGGAACUUCUCCACAUAGAGAAGCUACCCCUGAAAAUGACCCAAACUAUUUUAUGAAUGAACCAACAUUUUACACUUCUGAUGGCGUUCCUUUCACUGCAGCAGAUCCAGAUUACCAAGAAAAAUAUCAAGAGCUGCUUGAAAGAGAGGAUUUCUUUCCAGAUUAUGAAGAAAAUGGAACAGAUCUAUUGGCACCUGGAGAUCCGUAUUUUGAUUACAUUGAUGACGAGAUGGAUCCAGAAAUUGAAGAAGCAUUUGAGAAGUUCUGUCUAGAAUCAGAACAUAAGAGAAAACAGUGAGAUGUUGCACACUAACAUUAGUUUAUUAAGCCAGUUUAGGUAUGGUUAGAACACGGGGAUAUAAAACAUUUGUACCAAAAUAAGGAACUUGAGUUUCUCCAAGUACUAAAGGUAUACAAUUUCCAUUUUGUUUAACAGAAUCUGCCAAAAAUUGUAAACUUAUGCCCUGUAACUUAAAAUGUUGUGUAUAUAUCAUAGUUUAUUUUAUGUACAGGUAUAUGAACAAUGUUUUGGCUGCAAUAAAAAUUAUUUUAGAAUUAUCAUAACUGAAAUUAAAAUUGACUGGGAACUGCCCCAUAAAAUUUGCCUUGAGGGAGAAAGGGGAAGAAUAACUUGAUUAAAUUUAAUUGCUUGCUUGCUUGCUUGCUUGUUCUAGUAUAUAUUGGGAUUUAAUCAUUCUUUUUACCAGGAUACCUAGUUUUAGGUUUUGGUUUGUGGGGUUUCUUGGGGCUUUUGGGUUGUU